AUGUCGUUAAUUUUCAAAGUUGAUUUCGAAAAAGCAUUUGAAUCUUUAAAUUGGGACUUUUUGGAUUCGAUUAUGGAGCAAAUGAAUUUUAGGUGGAAGUGGAUGAGGUGGAUUAGGGGCUAUCUGGGUUCCAUUCGGGCUUCUAUCUUAAUUAACGGUGCACCGAUGAAAGAAUUCAAUAUCAAAAGAGGAUUGAGGCAAGGAGAUCCAUUAGCACAUUUUCUCUUUAUUAUAGCCAUUGAAGGAUUGAAGGUGAAUUUGCAUAAAAGCCAGGUGUUUGGAGUGGGUAUCAUUGACUUGGAUGUGCAUAGGCUUGCUAGCAUUCUCAAGUGUGAGCCGACCACUUUUCCUUUCAUGUAUCUUGGCUUAUCGGUGGGGGCUAACAUGAGGCUUGCUAAAAAUGGAGUCUAG
Lactuca sativa (garden lettuce) is the source of this 411-nucleotide messenger RNA. Its product is annotated as secreted RxLR effector protein 78-like. The record is from RefSeq and is a predicted model, not a curated record. Lineage: Eukaryota; Viridiplantae; Streptophyta; Magnoliopsida; Asterales; Asteraceae.